GAACGAUUCAGGCUCUUGAGAGCCUCUUGUUUUGAAUCAAGUGUUCAGUCUUAAAGAAUUACGUACAAACAUCUGUCAUUUUUCUGUCAUCUUGCCAUAUCAAACAUCAUGGCACAAGGGGCAAAUGGACAGCCACUAGUUUCAUUAGAAGAAUUCCAUGAACUAUUCGCCGUUCCAUUUAAGUAUGGUGAUAGAGAACAACCUUGGCCACGUUCAACAAUUCUACUUUACAAAUACAACUCAAAAGCCACCGUAAAGUAUGUGGACAUUCCCGAGAACAGCUGGAUUAGGGUAGACAAUGCUAUAGGAAAACAUGCUGAAAUAAUAAUGAUAAAAGAUCUGAAGAAAAUUCAGAACCAUUUGGAAGAACAGGCAGAUUAUAAAAUAGGAAGUUAUAAAGGUAUACUCAGCAUAGAAGUCAUAAUUAACUACUCACCAGAUAGAGAUUGUUCCGACAAAUUGUGUACUUGUAAGAAAUAUCUCGAUGCAGAAAUAAUCAAGCAACGGACAGAUGCAGAAAUAGUCAGGCAACGGACAAACCGAUAUGACGGACAUGCUGAUAAGGUUAGGAAAAUGUCCCUGACAACUGAAGUUGAAAGAGUAGAAAAUAUUAACUUUAAAAUCACUUUUUCUAAUUUCUAUAAACAUAUUGAGGACAUAUAUGGACAAGAAAACAUGGAAGGAUUGACAAAUCUUUUGAAAAGUGAUAUAAAACUUGAUAUAUUGACAGAUGAGAACUGGACAUAUUUUUUUAAUGCUGCAGGGUUAGAAACCGAGAGACAAAGAAGAGAAAAGGAUGACAAGAAAAUUCUCCAAUAUCUAAAAGGAUUAGCAGCCCUUGAUCAAACCAAUAUAGACUACAUGAGAGAUAAUAAUCUUGUGUAGUAUACUAGUACAUCAUAAACAAAGCAGCUCUUGAUCAGACCAAUAUAGUAGAUAUCAUAAACAACAACUUGGAAGUGGAUUUUUAAAAAGUGUAAAGAACUUCCGGAUAAUUUUAAAUCUCAGUCUGUUUCUGAAAAGUUAAUUCUAACAUAACUUUUGAUUUUUAACCCUGUAUACCACCAUUCCCCAUGUGAAAUAAUAAAGGUUUGUAGACAUUGAACUACAAAUUUCCUCCUAUGUGACGUUUACAUUUUCUGACGUCAAACAGGCGUAGAUGCUUUUUGUGCUUUUUUUUGCAUAUGUUUGUUUGUUUUGAGAUUUCAACAUAGUUAUGACUGCUGUAAUCAUAUUUUGACUAUUUUACCUAUUUUGUCUGUUUUGUUCACGUAUCGUUGUAAAUAUGAAGGAAUUUGAUGCGACUGUCAUACAAGUGAGAGGUAUAGCGCUAUAAAACAAGGUUCA
This is a messenger RNA of Mytilus trossulus (common blue mussel), 1347 nucleotides long. RefSeq lists its product as uncharacterized. The coding region runs from base 109 to 885 and encodes 258 amino acids. The record is from RefSeq and is a predicted model, not a curated record. Lineage: Eukaryota; Metazoa; Mollusca; Bivalvia; Mytilida; Mytilidae. The transcript is spliced from 2 exons.